Molecule: messenger RNA, 3993 nt
Organism: Emiliania huxleyi CCMP1516
Lineage: Eukaryota; Haptophyta; Isochrysidales; Noelaerhabdaceae
Exons: 4
Coding region: 1-3993 (1330 amino acids)
Biological process (GO): spindle assembly; mitotic cell cycle; meiotic cell cycle
Cellular component (GO): centrosome; equatorial microtubule organizing center; gamma-tubulin complex
Molecular function (GO): microtubule minus-end binding; gamma-tubulin binding
Source: RefSeq, a predicted model, not a curated record
AUGCCGCCGUCCUCCUCCCGCCUCUUUGCAAAGCUCGACGCGGCGCUCGGCGACGCGCUCGGGUGCGAGGUUCCGUCCGGUCGCUCGCUGGCGCUGCUUUUGCAGCAUGGCACCGCAAAUUCACUUCCGCCAGGUGGCGCUGCGGCCAGUGUGGCGGCGCACAGCUACGCGCUCCGGCAGCGAGGCCUCGUCAGCGCAGCUGAGGCGCUCGAGCAGACCGCUGCCCCAGUGCUCUCCGACUCUUCCACACCGGCACCGGCGCCCGCCGCUUUGUCGGGCAGCCUGGCCGCGGAGCACGAGCGGUGCGAGCGGUGGGGUCUGUGCGAGCCCGCGCUGGCGCUGCGCCUGCUCCUCGCUCUCGCGCGGUCCGCGCACCCCGCGCCCGAGGCGGCGGGCGCCCGCUCCUCCCUCCACCGGCUCGGCGCGGCAGGCCUCUGGGUGCCCUCCGGCUCUGCAGCGGGCCGGCCCUUUGGCCUGCUCGCUGCGGAGCGCCUGGUCGUCCCGCCGAGCGGCGGCGUCUGUGUGCGCAGGCAGGGCGGAGGCAGCCCCAACCAGCAGCGCCGCAGCAUCGCGGGCUGCGCGGGUGCGGUGAGCGCGUCCCCUCCGGACGCGAGCAGCUUCUUCCGUGUCCGACAGCACGCGAGGGAAGGAAGGCCCCCGUCUAUGGCGCGGCGGCUUGGCGCCCGCCCUGCCUCGCAGCCCCGCACUCCGCGUGAGGCCAUCGGCUCGCCCGCGCUGCCAGCGACGCCGCCGCCUCGCCGCCUCGCGCCUCCGCCUCUGCCGCCUCCGCCUCUGUCGGCGGCGCAGCGAGGCGCUGCCGGCGCGCCGCUCCUCACGCCGGCCACCGGCGUGCGGCGGCAGUGGCUUGCGCCGACAGACGGCGAUGGCGCCGCCGCGGCGGUGCAGCUGCUGCUCGCCCUGCAAGGGGCGGGAGAGUGGCGGCUCGGCGUGUCCCCCGCACACGCGCCGAGUGGCUGCGCCGCCACGUGGCGCGAGGUGGCGGCGAGCCGCGGCCGUGCGCAGGCGCUGUGCGAGACGGCGACGGCGCUGGAGCGGGGCGGCUGGGGCGCCGUCGGCCGCGCGCUCGGCUGCGCCGUCCAAGCUGCCCUCCGCCGCUGCACAAAGGCGUUGGCCGACGUCCCGCGGCUGGUGAGUCAGCUCGCGGCGGACGAGGCGGCGGCGGCGGUCGAGGGCGGCGGCGGCGGCGGUGCUGAGUCGUGCCGGCUGACGGUGCUGGGCGCGGCGAUGCACGCGCGAGGGGCCGCCGCAGAGCACGCACGGCUCGCAGCCUCCCUCCUCGCCGCGUUCGCCUCGGGACACCCCAGCAGUGAUCGGAAAGCGGGCGCGCCUCCCGCGGCGGCGGCCGCCGCCGCCCUGCGCGCUCUGCCGUCGGCUGGCGACGGCGUCGUCCUCUUGCGCGGCCUGGAGGCGCACGCCGCCUCCUCCUCCCUCGGGGCGGCGCCACGGCAGGCCGCGCUCGCGGCGGCACUCUUUCGCGAGGCGGCGCUGCCGUGGCUGCGGGAGCUCGGAGAGGUCGCCUUCGGCGAGCACGCCGCAGGCGCGACUCUGCGCUUUGAGCCGGACCUCUCCGCCGCGGCCGAGGAGUGCGGCGCGUGCGUCGCCAUGCUCCGCUCCUCGGCGGUUGCCGACCGCUACGCCAGCCUUGCGCUCGCACUCGCGUCGGGCGCCGUCCCCCCGGCGUCGCCGAGGGACGCGUCGGGCCGGAGCGGCAGGCUCGCCAUUGCGGCGGGGGCCGCGUUCGCCUGGCUGCCCGCUGGAAGCCGCUCUCUCGCCUCUGCGCGCGAGGCGUGGGCCGGCCGUUUCUCGCGCGGCGAGGUGGGGCCGCCCUCACCUCCCGCGCACCCACCAUGCCCGCUGCCCAAUCCCGCCGCCCCGGCUUUGCGCGGCCCCGGCGCUCGCGCUGCCCCGGCUACCCUCUCCUGGCUCGAGGAGCGCCGUCGUAUGCCCUCGCAGGCCAUCCUCGCGUCCAUCGAGCGCGCGUACGAAGAACGCGACGCGGCGGCCGCCGCCCGCCGCCGCGCGGAGUCGAAUGCCGCUCGAUCCGCGGCUGAGCUCUCGCGGGCGCGGGCGGCGGAAUGGGAGGAGGAGCUGGGCCGACGCCGCCAUCAGGCUGCUCGUGCGCGGCGCGAGGAGCUCGAGGCGCAGCUGUCUGAGCAGGCGGCGGCGGCGGCGGCGGAGGCGGAGGCAGCGGAGGCGGAGGCGGCGGCGGCGCGGCAAGCGGCGGCAGAGGCGGCGGCAGAGCUCGAGCGCGCACGAGCAGCACUCGAGGCGCGUUAUGCUGAGGCUGCUGCGGGCGCUGACCGCCGGCUGCGGAUGGCCCGCAUGCGUGCAUCGCGUGCGAGAUCAGAUGCCUCCUCGCGGUCGCCCGCUCUGGCCGACGAGCAAGCAGAGCCGGCAGAGGGGCGAGGGAUUGAGGCGGCAGAGGCGGGAGAGGCAGCGGCAGAGACAGAGGCGGAGGCGGUAGCAGAGGAGGCGGCGGUUUCAGAAGAGGCAGCAGAGGAGGCGGCAGUGAGCGGAGCGACGGAUAUGACUGCUGAGGUGGUGGCUGAGGCAGCUACAGAGGAGGCGGCGGGGGCGGAGGUUGAGACCGGCGAGACGGCAUGGGAGGCGGCGGUGGAGGCGUCCACAGAGGAGGGGAUAGCGGAUGCUGCGGAGGGCGAAGAAGCGGAGGCCAUCCGAGAGGCGAAGCUGAGGGCGGUGGCGGCAGAGGCGGCCGUGGAUGCCACGAGCAGCGACCACAGCGCUGCCCUGGUCGCUGCGGCGUCUGCGGCCGCUCGCAGGGAGAGGGCGGCGGCGGUGCUGAGUGACGCGCUGGGAGAGACGCCCGCUACCCGAGGAGAGGCGUCGGCGCUCGCAGAGCAGACCUCGUCCCGAGGGGACGCCGGCGGGUGGCUCCGCGACGCGGGUCUGCCUGAGUGCAGCGAGGGCGGGACAGUCGAGCCGCCGCUGAGCACCGUGCUGGAGGCGGCUGCCUCCCUCGCGCAGAGUCUGGCGUGCGUCCGCCGCCCGCUGAUCGCCUGCUCGUCGCUCCUCGGCCGCGCCGCAGUUCUGUACUUGCAGCGCGAGUGCGCGCUCUCCGCUUGGCUCGCUUCGCUCCAGCGGUUCUUGCUCGGGGGUGAUGCGGACUUUCUCGACGCCCUCUGCGCCGAGCUGCACGCAGCAGUCUCGUCCGGCAGCUUCGGAGAUGGGGCCAGCCCGCCGCCCACCACGCUCCAGCGGGCGUUGGAUCUCGCAAUCACGCGCGCCGACAGGGCGGCGGAGGGUGAGGAGGCGGAGUGUGCCGCCGAUUUGCAGCUCGUGUGGGUUUCGCCGAGCGGCAGCGGGUGGAGAACCGCUGACGCGCUUCACCGAGUGGAUGCGUUCGAUGGGCUUUCACUCGCGCUUCCUCUUCCACGGGCGCUGCAUGGCGUGCUCGACGUUGCCGCCUAUCGCGCCGUCUUCCUCUUCUCGUUGCGUCUCAAGCGUGCGUCGCUUGCAGUCCGCUCUCUGUGGAGCGUGUUGCGGCCCGCUUCGGCCGCGCCGGUCCCGCCUGGCGCUCUUCGCAGGCUGAACGUGCACCUCCACCUCCUCGGCCAGUUGCUUCGCGGCAUCGAGGGCCACACCCUCCGCGCCGAUGCCACGUGGGUCGAGCUGCGCUCCGCCGCAUCGGACGUCGCUGCGUCGCCGACGCAGCUGCGCGACGUGCACGAUUCGUGCUUGCGUGAGGUGUCACGCCGCUGCGGCAUCGACGAUCUGGGCGUCCGCGCCAUCGUUGACGCCAUCUUGGGCCUUGCGCUCACACUUGAGCGGGACGUCCAUAUCAAACUAGCCGAGGCCCCCCAUCCCGCCGAGCGCUGCACUCAGGAGGCGGGGUGGCGGGCCAUCGUGGACUCGCAGCAGGAACCUCUCAUCCGCUCGUCCGCACCCGUCACCGCUCACGGAGUGCUCCGCGUGCCGCACCGGCCGCCGCCGGCCGCCGGCCGCUCACGGUAA